AUGACGUCACCUGCCGGAGCAACACAAACCACCGAAUGAACGGUGGAACAAACUUUUGCUUUUAAAGAUUAUUUUUCAUUUACCAUUUAUUCUGAAAGUGGAUCAUGUCGGUGAAUUACGCCGCUGGACUCUCUCCGUAUGCGGAUAAAGGCAUCUGCGGCCUCCCUGAGGUGUUUGACAGCUCAGAUGAGUUGAAGAAUAAAGUGGAGACUCUGGCGCAGUGGAUCAGGGAGUCACAGUAUAUGGUGGUGCAUUCAGGAGCAGGAAUCAGCACCUCCACAGGGAUCCCGGACUUCAGAGGCCCUAAUGGAGUGUGGACAAUGGAGGAGCGAGGAGAGACACCUCACUUCAACACCACGUUUGAGGAGGCACGUCCCAGUCUGACUCACAUGGCUCUACUGCAGCUCCAGAGAGCAGGAUACCUCAAAUACCUCAUCAGCCAGAAUGUAGACGGACUUCACCUGCGCUCCGGCUUCCCCAGGGAUCGGUUGUCAGAACUCCAUGGGAACAUGUUUGUUGAAGAAUGUGAGAAAUGUGGCAAGCAAUAUGUUCGGGACACGGUAAUUGGAGUGAUGGGGCUGAAGCCGACCGGACGAUUCUGUGAGGAGAUGCGUUCCAGAGGACUCCGAUCUUGCAGAGGCAAGCUGAUCAGCACUAUAUUGGACUGGGAGGACUCGCUGCCCGACAGAGAUCUGAAUAGAGCUGAUGAAGCGUCCAGGCGAGCAGACCUUGCCUUGACGUUAGGUACAUCUCUUCAAAUUAAACCCAGUGGAGAUCUACCUCUUCUAACCAAACGCACAGGAGGGAAGGUGGUUAUAGUCAACCUACAGCAAACCAAACAUGACAAGCACGCCCACCUGCGUAUCCACGGCUACGUAGACGAGGUCAUGUGUCAGCUGAUGAAGCUGCUGGGAUUGGAGGUUCCUGAGUGGGUGGGGCCAACGCUGUGUGAAAACUCAGGUGGAGAUCUGGACAUCCUUCCUUAUGGAUCCAGGAAAAAGGAAGUGAAGAUUGAGCUGAAGAUAGAGGACAAUAAACACGUAAUACAGAAGAAAAGAAAGAAGAAAUCACAGGAUGAUGAGAUACAUUUCAAGAAAGAUGUUAAAGAAGAGACGAAAGAAGAGGACAAAGAAGCAAAGACAAAUUCAAUGUUCAAACUGAAAGAUGUGCAUGUCUUCAGUGACUCUCAGCCAAUCAAAAAACAGAAGUCAGACUGUGAGGAGGCACAUCCUUCAAAUGGCUCCAGUUCUUCUGCCAUGAACACAAUCAUAGAGUCUGAAAAUGUGAAAGUACAAACCAACAUGGAAGCCUCCUCAUCCUAUAGCCAUUAAACUUGGCACACACGUACAAUAGGACAAAAGAUUGACAAUAGCAAAUCUCAGGCAGUGCAGACACCAUUGGCUCAUUCAAUAUAUAAUACGCAGCCCAUGCUCCAUGUUUACACAGUAAGCCUCAAAUCGCUCUGAACCCAUAUGACUUUCUUUCUUGUGCAGAACACAAAAGGAGAUGUUGAAUGAAUAUCUUGGUCUGACUGACUGGCAUUUUCAAGGCUUUGGAUAUCUUUUUAUAUCCUUUUCCACCUUUAUAAAGUUCCAUUACCUUGUUACACAGGUCUUUUGACAGUUCUUUUCUGCUCCCCAUGGCUCAGUAUCUAGCCUGCUCAGUGCAUCCACGUGAGAGUUAACAAACUCAUUGACUAUUUAUACACAGACACUAAUUGCAAUUUAAAAAGCCACAGGUGUGGGAAAUUAACCUUUAAUUGCCAUUUAAACCUGUGUGUGUCACCUUGUGUGUCUGUAACAAGGCCAAACAUUCAAGGGUAUGUAAACUUUUGAUCGGGGCCUUUUGGGUGAUUUCUGUUAUCAUUAUGAUUUAAAAAGGAGCCAAAAACUAUGUGAUAAUAAAUGGCUUCAUAUGAUCACUAUCCUUAAAUAAAAGAUUUAAAAAAAAAUUUCACAAUUUCUGCCAGUGUAUGCAAAUUUUUGAGCACAACUGUAUAUGUGCCGGCUGAUCUGUUACAACAUCUCUACAGUUAUUCUGGGUAGAACAUUAGUGAAAUAUGGUUUUGUACUGUAAAAUUCAGGUUUGUUAAAGCAAGAUUCACAACAGGAAUCUCACGAAAACUGUCAAGAACAUGUCUAGAUCAUAUUUCAACCCAAAAUCAAAAGAAAGAUAUAAGUAAAGAUAUUUUGCAUAAAGAAAACAAAGCCUGUUUUUGUUACCAAUUUAGAUAUUUGGCAUUGAGACAUUUCCCACAAAUAAUUCUGAAUACUGUUCACGUAUACGUUUUUAUUUUCAUUACCAUCAACAAUGAUUCUCAAUAGAUUUUUAUUACUGUAAAUCAGUAAUUUACAGGAUUACAGUUAAAAAUAUUGUAUUACAAUAUUUAUUUAAAUAAGCAUAAAUUAAAUGCAGUACAACAAAUACUAUCAAGAUGUCUAAAUACUUUACAUUUUAACUUAUACUUUAGUUUUCUUUUGCUUUACAGUAUUACAAUGAGAUUUUUCUCAAUACAGUAAUGAGAAUUUUAGGAAAAUGUGCUCAGUUGUCAUCAAAAAUAAAGUCAUAAUUCCAAAAUGUGACUUAAUGGUGCUUAAAAUAGUCUUCAUUGAGUUUAUGCGAAAUAUAUGUAUUUUUUUAAUUAUAUAUGGGGUGAAAUAUGACAUGUUCUUUACAGGUUUCGCAAGAUUCAUCCUUAAAGGAAUAAAUGGUAAAAUACUUUGAAAACAGCGAUGUUUGUACAUUUCAGUGUGUUUGGAGAGAUCAUCAUGAGGUUUAUUUUGGUAUUAAUCAUGUAACAUUUGAUGCUUCAUAACUUCUGAUUUAACUACUGAGUCUUUACAAUGAUGAGAUUGUUAUUGUGUUUUUUGUUUGUUUGUUAUCUUUAGCUAUACUAUAUUUUGUUUUAGUUUGUUUUUCUACUUUUUUCUUAAAGACUUGAGGUCGUAUAUAAACAAAAUGCUAAAAUUAUA
Messenger RNA from Myxocyprinus asiaticus (Chinese sucker), 2972 nucleotides. Its product is annotated as NAD-dependent protein deacylase sirtuin-6-like. Bases 105 to 1331 code for a protein of 408 amino acids. The record is from RefSeq and is a predicted model, not a curated record. Gene Ontology annotation, molecular function: NAD+ binding. The transcript is spliced from 8 exons. NCBI's taxonomy places the organism in Eukaryota, Metazoa, Chordata, Actinopteri, Cypriniformes, Catostomidae.